Messenger RNA from Punica granatum (pomegranate), 2119 nucleotides. The record is from RefSeq and is a predicted model, not a curated record. Lineage: Eukaryota; Viridiplantae; Streptophyta; Magnoliopsida; Myrtales; Lythraceae.
CGUCAGGUCAGUCAGUCAGAGGACCGGUUUUUUGUUUUGUUUUGUUUUGUUUUGUUUUGGGUUUCGCACACGAUUUCUCUGUAAUAUAAUCUAAGCUUCCCGAAGUGGCAUUGGUUGAUUGAUAAUUGGGCGGCCGCGGGACAUCUCUCGGGUAGAUGGAAAGAAACGGGGACGAUAGUAUUCGUGAUGCUGUUGGCGGGCAAGAACCGGUCUUACGCUCCAGUCUCUUCUUGGAUCACGUCGGGGAAGUGAUUCUUUGUCUAAACUCUGACGGGUUGUCUUGGAAACUGGUCCAAUCCUCGGACACUGACCGUAAUAUUUGUUUCCGCAUUAAACUUGGUCCACCUGAUGCAGCCGAUGUCAAGUUUAGCGAUAUCUAUGCCGUGGAGUUAAUUGACCAAGGUGUAGUUCAUAGGUCAAAUCCUUCAAGUCCAGCUAGAUGUCUCUUGGGUCCUGAAUGGCAGAUGCACCGUUUUAUUGUGCAUGCUGUUCAACGAUCAAAGUCUCAGCCUUCUCUGUGGACUGCAGCAAUGUAUAACUUUGGUCACAAAGAUCCCCAGACAUGUCAAAUGUGGGUUGAUCGUAUCAAUGCUUCUUUGAGCAGGGAAAUGGAGGAUAGACCCAAGAAUCUCCUGAUUUUUGUUCAUCCAAUGAGUGGGAAGGGAAAUGGCUGUCAAACUUGGGAAACAGUGGCUCCCAUAUUUUCAAGAGCUAAUGUGCAGACUAAGGUUAUUGUGACUGAAAGGGCAGGACAUGCUUUUGACGUGAUGAGAACCACAACCGACGAAGAGCUGAGACAGUAUGAUGGUGUUUUGGCUGUUGGUGGCGAUGGUUUCUUUAACGAAAUUCUGAAUGGAUUUCUUUCUACAAGGCUUAAAGCUGCUUAUCCACCUGCACCUGCAGAUUUUGUUCAGUCUGUUGGAGGAUAUAAUGAUUUUUCGGUUGAUGAACCUGUUGCUGAUACAUCUUCUCAUGAUGAAGAUGACUCUCCUUUAAUUCCUAAUAAUGCCCUCGGUAUCUCAACUCUCAGAGCUGAAGGUGAUUCUUCCUACACAGAUGGAGAUUUGAAGUUCCUGGUGCCAAAUGAACGAUUUAGACUUGGAAUCAUUCCUGCUGGUUCAACUGAUGCAAUUGUGAUUUGUACCACAGGAGCUCGAGAUCCCAUUACUUCGGCGCUACAUAUUGUACUGGGGAAACGGGUGGGCCUUGAUAUAGGUCAAAUUGUAAGAUGGAGAAUAACUUCUACAUCAAAGGUUGAACCUUGUGCACGCUAUGCAGCUUCUUUUGCUGGAUAUGGAUUUUAUGGUGAUGUCAUCACAGAGAGUGAGAAAUACCGUUGGAUGGGCCCCAAGCGUUAUGAUUAUUCUGGAACAAAAGUGUUCAUGAGGCACAGAUCAUAUGAAGCUGAAAUAGCUUGCCUUGAAAUCAAAGCACAAGAAGGAACAAUACCUUCAGAGGGUCAAAAGAAAUGUCGAAGAGUAAUUUGCCGUGUUGAUUGCAAAAUCUGCAAUGCGAAGACAGCAGGAGAUCCAAAUGUGAGGGGAAGGGAAGCCAAUUGGCUGAGGUCAAAAGGGCGGUACCUGAGUGUAGGGGCUGCUAUAAUGGCAAACCGAAAUGAAAGAGCGCCUGAUGGUUUAGUGGCUGAUGCACACCUUGGAGAUGGCUUUUUGCAUCUCAUAUUGAUCAAGGACUGCCCAAGAGCCCUCUAUUUGUUGCACCUCUUGCAGCUGGCAAAAAAAGAUGGGAAUCCCCUGAACUUUGAGUUCGUGGAGCACCAUAAGACUCGGGCUUUUACAUUUAAAUCUUCGGGGAAUAGCAGCAUUUGGAACUUGGAUGGUGAGCCCUUUCCUGCACACCAGCUCUCAGCACAAGUGUUUCGACGCCUUGUCAGCUUGUUUGCCUCUGGUCCUCUAGUUUAGCGGCACACCUUGCAGUUAUGAAGAACAUAUUGUCAAAUUAGACCUGCUGAGAGCAUAUUUUUAUAUCUUGAUCGAGGCUAUCAAUUACGUAUACUACUUCUAAUCGUAAGUAAUUUUGUUUUCUGAAUGCAAGAGAGAUGAGAUCAUCAUAUUUGAUCCCGAUGAAAUGGUUCUGAUAAAUUGUGAAGGAUUGAUGGAUA